CAUGGACGGAUCUAGGUAUCCCCUCAUUCUCCAGAUUAUACACCUACAGUUCUACUAAUUAUCGUUGUCUCUUUGUAUUCACUUCUGCCGGAUAGAAUUGUGUUACCACUGGGCAUUUUGUCACGGCCAUUGUCCGGCGUGUAUGGAAGCCGCAAGUCUUUGACCGUGGACCGAAUCCCCCCUCCCUGCGGCCGUGUCACGUAUCCCAGCAAGCUUUAGCUCCGCCAACAAUCACUCGUCUUGUUAUGGCUCCCUCUUCUCCAGCACCUGCAUACCGUCGCAGUAACAGUGAUUCUUUUGACUCCUCCUCAGACUCCUCAAAUGCCACCGCGCUCGCUUCGCGUCGUUCUCCAUAUACACUGCAUGGGAGACAAGUCAAUAUACCACCUAUCAACACGUCCACCGACAGCUUACCACGGCCUCCACUCAUUCGCGCUGUGAACGAUUCCUCUCGUACUGUCUCUCCCGUGGUAGGCUCGCCUGUAACGUUCGGUUCACACUUCACACACCGACGACAACGUUCACAGGGAUACUUCGAACCCACACUUUCGUCUGGCACGCCGAGCACGUCCGCCAUGACAAACCUCACCGCAUCGCAGAUUGCGGCACAGGCUGCGAUGCACCCACAAACCGCACACCACAAUAGAAAGAGAUCGGAGACAAUACCUGGGCCUGCGGAUCGGAACGCGCCAAACAAAGGACACAUGUCGCCUCCCCCUCCUGUACCAGUCGUUGACUUCUCAAAUCGAUCAAACAAUCCAAGCUCGCAAUAUCAACAUGGACUUGCUGGUGGAAGUCGUAUGGCGGCAACAAGUGCAGCCAAUGCGGCGUACCCCAGGAGUCCAAUUCCAUCCCCGGGACUGUCAGCAACACAUGAACCUACCCCGCCGCCUAUACCCCAGGAGCGUGAAAUGAAGAAGGAGAAGUCGAAGAUGAAGCUGUUCUCUAAACCAAAGAACAUUGGUAUAUCGAGAGACAAGGAUGUUGACAGGAAACACCCGCCUCUACCCUCUCCCGGCAAAGCGAAUGCGGCUAUGAAUCGGAUGCUGAUGAACAACUCGACAACAAGUCUUACUGAUCCAUCCAUGUCUAGCGCAACAUCUAUCUACUCAUCUGCGAAUGCCUCGACAUCAACGCUAGUACCACUGGAUAAAGUGCAGUCAUAUGCACCAGAGAAGGAAAAGGAAAAGCAUAAACAUCAUUUUCUCUCGCGCCAAAAGAACAAGUUGAAAGAGAAGGAUGAAUAUCAUGAUCUGCCGUUAUCAUCUGUCAAGAGUAACUCCAAGCCCACAGAUCCUGCCAUGCCGCAACCUCUGUACUCAUUUGCUCCGAAUCCAGCGUCUCCAAGUCAUACCAGCUCAUUUGCAACCGGGCUUGACUUACGGCAUGGCGGUCGAGCAUUACGUCAGAAGAAAAAAGAAGAGAAAGCGGCAGCUCUGGCACCCUACGGUGUCGAUCCAGCGGAUCCAAUGCUUCGUGAACGUGGACAGUCUUUCCAGACAGAUCGUAUCGAAUGGGUAGGACCGUCAAGUCUUGGUAAUUCUACGUCAGCCGGACCAUCGCCGGGUCCAAGUACACUCACGUAUGCUGGAGAUCUGGCUGCUCUAGGCACAGUCUUUGGUAUAGCUGGUCUCACGCCAGACGAUGCUUGGCCUUUACUCAAAGCCCGAUUGUUACACAUAUUUGAAGGUGAAGAUCCGAGGCCACCGAUCGAGGACUUCAAUGGACUUGUAUCAGUCCAUAUUAGGCGGUGUAUACAGAAACGAAACCCAGUAGCGCUUAUCGAGGACCUUAGGGAGCUUUUGCAGACUGGGUUUCUGUCCCUGGAUCAGACCUUGAGACAUGUACCAGAUGAUCGGUUGGUAACAAACCUGGUCGAGAUGUGGGUCAUAGUCUUUACGACCAUCCUGCCCUUUCUCCAGGCUGUCUUUUUACCUCUAGAUCUCGAAUUCAAAGGUCGUGGACCUCUCAUGACGUCCCGAGAAGCGUCCGACUUCUGGGCUGCCGUCCCGUCAAAUGCCAAUUCAUCUUCGAUCGACCCUCACACACCAACUAUCGGCGAAAAGCUAGAUGUCCGUCGCAUAGUGCUUCUUACUUUCCGUGAUAGCGUGCUCCUUCCGCGCAAUGAUACUUUGAUGUCCAUAUUCUCCCGCCUAUCUCUCGAAAAUUUAUCCGCCGGUAUUGCAAGUCAUCCGCCAACGCCUAACCUUUCAGCCGAACCACCUCGUCCAGGAACAUCAGCAUCGACAGACCCCACCUUCUCAAGCUUCAAUUCGCAGUCCACUACACUACUCGACACAACCAGCAACGCGUCUUCUCUGGGACUUCGAUCACGUGCCACGUCCAAUACAUCAGCAGGUUCAUUCGCCAGUAUAGGCCGACAAAGUCCACGCCCACGAGCACGUGAACCAGCACCGGCGCAGAUGGACUCAAGUCAGGUCACAGAAACAGUGGGCAGGAUGCUUCAAUGUGUGAGCGUACUAGCCAGCGUCCAGAGUGGAGACGAAGCGCAGAGUAAGAUGGAGCGGUUGACGAAGGAGCUGAAGUAUAACUGGCUGGGAAGGGGCAGGACAGGUAGACAGAGGAGAGGGUUUGUAGGGCCGAGAGGAAAUAGGGGCGUCGUCGUGGGAGGAGCAGGGUGAGAUGGUCAGUAUUAGCACAAAUCACAUCUGGCGAACCAUCCGACCCAUCUAACAACUUUAACAACCGUGAUACAUGUCAGCGAUAUACUGACCACCCGCACUGCAACGGCUCCUUCGCAUAAACACACAUGCAUUUACCCCGCGAAGCUUGUUUCCAAAUCAACCCCAGUUUAUAAGAAAUCUUGGCAUGCGGCCACUAAACCAUCCCUGAAGACGAUC
This is a messenger RNA of Pseudovirgaria hyperparasitica, 2861 nucleotides long. RefSeq names its product HbrB-like protein. Gene Ontology annotation, cellular component: TORC2 complex. Lineage: Eukaryota; Fungi; Ascomycota; Dothideomycetes; Acrospermales; Acrospermaceae. The record is from RefSeq and is a predicted model, not a curated record. Gene Ontology annotation, biological process: TORC2 signaling. The coding region runs from base 246 to 2642 and encodes 798 amino acids. The transcript has 2 exons.